Messenger RNA from Drosophila yakuba, 1359 nucleotides. RefSeq names its product galectin-9. Gene Ontology annotation, molecular function: carbohydrate binding. The coding region runs from base 68 to 1288 and encodes 406 amino acids. Lineage: Eukaryota; Metazoa; Arthropoda; Insecta; Diptera; Drosophilidae. The record is from RefSeq and is a predicted model, not a curated record. The transcript has 2 exons.
AUGUUAAAUUUUAAUCUGCCUCUUAUAACAACAAUUUUGAAGUUCCUAUCUAUAUUAUUGGAGCAAAAUGGAGACCAAGUUUAUGGGCAUGUAUCCUGGAGCGUGCACCGUAGCUCUAAGGCGAGUUAUGGACGCUAUGUCGUUGUUCUAUGAAAAUCGCUCAGCUGCCCAUCGACGCAAGCAUUUUAAAGUGAUCCAAUGUCCAAGGCCAGGACUAUGUUUUGUCUUCCACGGCAUGAUCCUAAUGGCAUGUGAGCAUUUUGUUAUAGAUUUUCUCACCAAGCAGGGAAGUGAAAUAUGCGAGGAGUGCGAUGUACUGCUGCAAAUAGGAUCUCGACUUCCUCAAAAUUAUAUAACGCGCAAUUCACGUCUCAAGGGAAAAUGGGGGCCCGAGGAAAAUUCUUCCUAUCUAACCUUCCAGCUAAACCGGGGAAAGUCGUUUUGGAUGCAAAUAUUACUUACGGAGGAGUGCUUCUUUAUUUCAGUUAAUGGCUAUCAUUUUGCGAAAUAUAUUCACCGUUUGCCUUAUCGAUGGUUGGAAGCUGUGGAUGUACUCGGGGAUGUCUCCGACAUCGUUAUCGAUACGUACUACGUUUCCGAGUAUCCUAUACGCCUAACACAUUCAUUGCCUCAACCCAUUCCACAUUUAACAAAGCUUCAGCGAGAUGAACAGAACACGGAAACUGAAUGGUUGGUCUUGUCUUCUCUGGCAAAGAUGUCAUCUAAAAAGUUCCUCUACCACCCGAGCCUCCCUCUUCCUUUCUAUGGAAAGCUGCUGGACGAAAACGUCCUCAUAGAAGGAAGUGCACUUCGAAUCGAAGGUCGGGUGCGAUUGAUGCCCCAAAGAUUCAGUAUAGCGUUUCAGAAAGGACAGGAAAUUUGGCCGCAACCCGCAGUGUCAUUCUAUUUUAGUCCCUGCUUCUUGCGAAGUAGGAACGACAAAAUCGGCACGGCUAUUAUUACACGACGUGCCUAUUUAAACGGUGAGUGGGUGAACUGUACAUCGUCUCGCUUGAACACAAGUCUACGGCCAGGAGGUGCCUUUGUCAUAGUAAUCGUAUGCCGAGAUAGCUACUACGAAUUGUUUGUAAACAACAGGUCCUUGUUUCAUUUCAAGUAUCAAAUGAAGCCAGAUUGUGUCGACAUUGUGAAUAUUCGUGGAGAUAUCAAGCUUUGGGAAGUAGUAGUUGAGAGCAACACUUCCUACAAAAAACCACGAGUUCGAACUGCCAUGGAACGAGCUAUAGGUGCCUGGAAGCGAUCUGAAAUCCCCCAACUUCAAAUAUAAUUAAAAUAGUGUCAAAAAUCAGCUAUGUCGAAAAACGCAGUUCACGAAUUAAUAAAUCAAUGACGUCCAAA